Chironomus riparius is the source of this 1723-nucleotide messenger RNA. Lineage: Eukaryota; Metazoa; Arthropoda; Insecta; Diptera; Chironomidae. The record is from the annotation of a GenBank genome assembly.
UUAACCACAAAAACAAACAAUAAAUGUCUAGUUUUGUCAAAGUUGUGUGUAAAAUUAAUUAAAUAGCAAUAAAAUGUCUUCAAACUUUCCAAAAAUACCAAAUGUUGUUGGCAAAAACAUCGUGAUUGGCGAGGAUUUCGAUGUGAUGAAGAAGAACUCAAUGGAAAAGUAUAGUGAACAUGUUUUCAAGUUUCAACAUGACAGAUACAUCCCAUCAAAACGUGUUAAUUCCGAGUUCCUACAAGAAAGCAAAGAAGAGGAUUUUGAUAUCUCAUUAUCUGAGAAUAAUCUGCGGACGAUGAAAAAAGUUCAGUACCAAAAUACAUUAAAAUUUAUGUUUUAUGAUCAACAGAAAGCAAAUGGGAAUCAAGAAAGCAGUAAUAAGAGAAAUGAUCAAAGGAAUAAAUCAUUAAUUCAUCUCGACUGGGCGUGUAAGCUUACAAAUAUUCGUGAGAAAUUCUUACCUGAUUUUGAAACUCUUGAGAAGAAAUCAUUUCAUCGAAUUCAUAAAUACGUUUGGUCAUCAAAAAACAUAAUAGCAGCCUCUUCGAAUCGAAAAGUUUGUUUAUAUCACCCAACAAAUGGAUAUACGCGUGCUCUUGACAUUCAUGAUAACGUGACAAUUUCAUUUGCCAAUAGUGGUGAUUAUCUAGCGAUGGCUUAUCGAAAAUCAAAGCGUGAAUUCUUCCAGGAUGACAUUUAUUUAUUUCAAAUUGAUCAUGAUGUGUUGUUCAAUAGUGAAAGGCUAAAGACUGAGAAAAUUCGUACGCCAUUUGUGCAUGAUAUAACAGCAUUGUGCUUUACACAAAAUGAUUCAUAUUUAAUGAGUGGAACGAAUGUUGGUAAAAUUUAUGUACUAGAAUGUCUUCAAUUGGCAGCCAAAAGUAAAUCGAAAUUCGGUGAUAGUGCUCAACAGAAUUGGACAUAUGUAACAGUAUUAAGCGAUCGACAUCACCAUGAAAUUGUCAAGAUUUGCUUCUCUGCAUCGUCACGUUAUAUGGCAUCAUUGGAUAUAAGAGGAGAAUUUAAAAUAUGGAACGGUGGAUCAUGGACAUACAUUUUCAGUUAUCAACACGAAGAUUCACGUUUAUAUAAGCACCUUGAAUGGCAUCCAUACGUUGAAAAUGAAUUAAUAAUUGGCAGAGUGUAUUUACCAGCAAUUUAUUUAUUUAAUGUUACGGAGAGAAAAGUCGUUGCAAGCUAUACCAAAACGAAGAAUAAUUGGUGGCUUACCAGCAUUGCUUUCAAUCCAGUUACAGCACAACUUGCUGUUUGCUUUUAUAAUGGAGAUGAAUACAUCAAUCGAGUAUGCUUGUUAGCAUCGAUGAGCCAGGUUAUAAGUUCAUUUGAUUUCGAUUACAUUGAAGGAGGUAUGAAGCUCUUUUGGAACUCUAAUGGGCUGAUGUUGGGAGCUGGCGCAGAAUCGUUCAGGUUUGCAUUUUGGAGCUUUUAUAAAAAUCAUGAUUUUCAUGUACAAAUGGCUAAAGCGAGUAAUACGAAAAAUUCAGAGAAAUUUCUUACACUCAGUGACUCGAAGCUGCUUACUAUUCGAUAAAAAGCUUUGCUGCUGGAAAAAAGUUUAAUUAUAUUUAUAUUUGUUAAAAUUGUUAAGUGUUAAAAGUUAAGGAUAUUUUUUUGUGUUAUUUUUAAAAGCUAUAAAUCGAUACAAAAUUUGGUUCAACCAAAAUUGCUCAAUAAUCGAGUGGAAAAAAUGGAACGAUAA